AUGACGAUCGCUAGCGCCACACCAAGCGCGACAGGAACAGAUCGACCUCAGCACAGAUAUCCACCAGCAGCGUCCCCUUCAUCCUCACAGUCCACUCACAGCAAUGCAUUCGACACAUCGACUGGACCCUCUACACUAAGCUACAUCAUCCACACCGAAACCAACGGCAUUAGCGACCUCAGGCUUCAGGUCAGCCACAAAGCCAUCCCUUCCUCAAGCAAGCAUCCUCUCCGACCAGCCUACUUUCGCGAACGAGUGCUAACAGACCAGAACGAGAUCGUAGACAACAUAGUCGACGCAAGCACAGGCAGGAUAUGCUGGACGAUACACAGACCAACUAGAGGAUGGUAUCUUUAUCUUCGCUCGCCAGGCUUGCCACAGACUACAGCUAUCUCAUUGAGGACGGCGAAGAGGGAAGAGUAUGAUCCGCUGGCUUCUCCGUUGACUUUUUCGCUUCAGACAAAGUUGCACCGGCAGGCACUUGGGCGGAUCAGGACUCGCAUCGGGUCAGCUUCGACAAAGGGGGAGGCUGACGAUGCAUCACGGUCAGAGAGCACGAUUACAGACGGGGGAAAGAGCAACGGUCAUCACAUUGUAGGAGCACGGGACGAUGUUGGAGAAGCGAAACAGGAUGUGGCAGUGGCAGCAACCGGAAGAGAGAAUCGCAAAUCAGGUACGUCAGGCCACGCAAGGCGGAGAAGUGGUGCAACGGGAUCUGGCACACAUUCAGCAUUGGACUCACGGCAUCCAUCAAAGCGGACGAGCUCUGCAGUCGCCAGUAGCCCGAUGAUUCCAGAGACUGAAGACGAAGCACUAUCACCUACACCCGCACACACCAACCCGGGGCUAUCUCAACUAGCCAUUCCCUCCUCUUUGAUCGCCUCUACAUCCUCUUCUCCUCACUCGGCAGGAGCAGAUCGACCAUACUCCCCAAUCGAACCACCCACAUCCUCAUUUCCUACAACAUCAGGACCACAAGCAUGUACAUUUCUCCUCACAGACGGCAUCCCACCCGGCACCUCCUCAUUGGAUCCAACUGCAGCGCCAAAACAAAGCUGGGCAAGAUGGGCAACUUCUCUCCUCCCCUCAGAAAUUCGCCCCUCGCUCUCACUGGACACGGACAAGAGCUUCAGUCUUUGCUGGUUAGAUCCUCCGACAUCAGGUAGAGGAGCAGAGGGAGUGGAAAUAGCGAAAUUCGAAGAUCAAAGUGGCAGAUGGUUAUGGAACUCACAAACAAGAGGAAAGCUGACAUUGCAAACGAGCGCAAUGCAAGCACUUGGGCUAGAAAAGGAGUUCUGGAUCACUGCGGUGCUAGCUUACAUUCAAGUUUUGGAGGACAAAGAUGCGUAUGAUGCCGCUAGAGAUGCCUGA
Ustilago hordei is the source of this 1371-nucleotide messenger RNA. RefSeq lists its product as uncharacterized. Bases 1 to 1371 code for a protein of 456 amino acids. NCBI's taxonomy places the organism in Eukaryota, Fungi, Basidiomycota, Ustilaginomycetes, Ustilaginales, Ustilaginaceae. The record is from RefSeq and is a predicted model, not a curated record. The transcript has a single exon.